GCUCAGCUGCGGCGCAGGGUAAUGACGUCACACAAACAGGAAGAGAGCGAGUCAAGCUGGGAAACGUGUGGCCAACGCGAGCCUCUUGAGUUCAAGCAACUUGGCGUUCCCAUAAGAAGAAUUGCAAAAGUUUUGUGUAUAGGAAUCCUACCACCGGGCUGUUGUCAUGUCUCUGAACAAGUCCAUGCAUCCCAGAAACCGCUACAAAGACAAAGCACCAGACUUUGCCUACCUGGCUUCCAAGUACCCAGAAUUCCAAGAACAUGUGCACACCAACCUGAGUGGACGGGCCGUAGUGAAUUUCAAGGAGCCAGAGGCCGUGCGAGCUCUGACCUGCACCCUUCUGAAGGAGGACUUUGGUUUGAGCAUCGAGAUCCCUCUGGAGCGCCUCAUACCCACGGUCCCGCUACGCCUCAACUACAUCCACUGGGUGGAGGAUCUCAUCGAUGGCCAGAAGCAACCGCGUAGAGGCAUUGACAUCGGCACUGGUGCAUCUUGUAUCUACCCGUUGCUGGGAGCCUCAAUGAACGGCUGGUACUUCCUUGCAACCGAAGUGGAUGAUAUAUGCUUUGACUACGCUACCAGGAACGUGGAGCAGAACCAUUUGUCUGACCUGGUUAAAGUGGUCAAAGUUCCCCAGAAGACUCUACUGAUGGACGCUUUGAAAGAAGAGACGGAAAUUGUGUAUGACUUUUGCAUGUGCAACCCUCCUUUUUUUGCUAACCAGCUUGAAGCCAAGGGGGUCAAUUCAAGGAACGCACGGCGACCUCCUCCCAGCUCGGUGAACACGGGUGGGGUGACAGAAAUCAUGGCGGAGGGCGGCGAACUGGAGUUUGUUAAGAGGAUCAUUCAUGACAGCCUGCAGCUCAAGAAACGCUUGAGGUGGUACAGUUGCAUGCUGGGAAAGAAAUGUAGCUUGGCCCCGCUGAAGGAGGAGCUUAGGAAGCAAGGGGUACCCAAAAUGACGCACACAGAGUUUUGCCAGGGGCGCACCAUGCGGUGGGCGCUGGCCUGGAGCUUCUAUGAUGAUGUCCUUGUUCCGUCUCCCCCCAGUAAGAAGCGCAAGUUGGACAGAGUGCGGAAACCUCUUUCCUUCACCCUUCCCCACGUGGCUUUGAGGGAGCUCCAGAUGAAGUCCCGUGGUCUGGACUGCACUGGCCGCCAUCCUCUGGAAGCCAUCACAACUCUUAUGGAGAAGGCGCUAACGGAGCUGCGGGUGCUGCACAAGCGCGUUCCGUGCAGGGAGCAGGAGCAGCGCCUCCUCCUGACCGCGGUGGAAAACACUUGGAUCCACGGUCGACAGAAGCGACGCGAACAAAUGCGGCAGUUGCGAGAGCUGCCAAGAGCACAUCACAGCACCGCGGCUGCCGCCACGACGCCCUCCCUCGCCCAAAACAGCCAGGAGGAUGCCACUCAUGAGUCAGCUGACCAGCAGGUAACUGCAGAGUCGAUUGGCAACAGUGCCCCAUCCGUCGAAAGCAUGAAGGCUACCAAGGCCGCUGGUGAAAUGAAUCAAGAGCUCCUGGAAAAGGUUGCAGGUGAAGAUGGGGAAAUAAUGCCUGAGUGCAGCUCUGCAGGGACAUGUGGCCUGAAGGAUGCCACUAGUGCCACAAGCGAGAUGUCAUCAAAACAACCAGCGAGCCCGGGGUCAGUGGAACACUUCCUGUUUAAAUGUAUGCUGAAUGUGCUGCAGGAGGAGGGCGACGCAAUGAUUGAGAUGCACUGGGUGGAAGGUCAGAAUAAAGAUCUGAUGAACCAGCUGUGCACCUAUCUGAGGAACACUCUUUUAAAGGCUGUUGCCAAAUCAUGAACAGAGAGAGCCGCAGUAGAGAUCAUGGAUACAAAACUUGUAUCUGAGAUGAUUUUGGCAUGUUGAAACAAUUGCAGCCCACAGUUUUGUACGUGAACCAGUGUGAGUCAGUGAUUUAAAUUUGUUGGACUUGACAGUUUACCUUUUUAGGUAAUCACUGCUACUCAUUUUAUUUGACUUUAUUGCCAAGCAGUGGGAAUAAAUGUGAUUUUAUAAAAU
Messenger RNA from Hippocampus comes (tiger tail seahorse), 2029 nucleotides. Its product is annotated as methyltransferase-like protein 16. The transcript has 10 exons. NCBI's taxonomy places the organism in Eukaryota, Metazoa, Chordata, Actinopteri, Syngnathiformes, Syngnathidae. Gene Ontology annotation, biological process: rRNA base methylation. Bases 167 to 1810 code for a protein of 547 amino acids. The record is from RefSeq and is a predicted model, not a curated record. Gene Ontology annotation, cellular component: nucleus. Gene Ontology annotation, molecular function: 23S rRNA (adenine(1618)-N(6))-methyltransferase activity.